Messenger RNA from Drosophila arizonae, 2007 nucleotides. It is a transcript of the gene eEF1alpha1, whose product is annotated as eukaryotic translation elongation factor 1 alpha 1. Gene Ontology annotation, molecular function: translation elongation factor activity; GTPase activity; GTP binding. Gene Ontology annotation, biological process: translational elongation. The record is from RefSeq and is a predicted model, not a curated record. Lineage: Eukaryota; Metazoa; Arthropoda; Insecta; Diptera; Drosophilidae.
AGAAACGAGGCUACAAGUUUCCUGUUACGCCGAACACUCGUUCACUUUGUUCAAGUCUGUCGCCGGAAUAGCAUAGACUUUGUGAUUUCUCAUUCAAUUUGUUCGAGACUCGUAUAAAACAAGAUGGGCAAGGAAAAGAUUCACAUCAACAUUGUCGUGAUUGGACACGUCGACUCCGGCAAGUCCACCACCACCGGUCACUUGAUCUACAAGUGCGGUGGUAUCGACAAGCGUACCAUUGAGAAGUUCGAGAAGGAAGCCCAGGAGAUGGGCAAGGGCUCGUUCAAGUACGCAUGGGUUUUGGAUAAAUUGAAGGCCGAGCGUGAGCGUGGUAUCACCAUUGAUAUCGCUCUGUGGAAGUUCGAGACUGCCAAGUACUACGUGACCAUCAUCGAUGCUCCUGGCCACAGAGAUUUCAUCAAGAACAUGAUCACUGGUACCUCCCAGGCCGAUUGUGCUGUCUUGAUUGUUGCUGCUGGUACUGGUGAGUUCGAGGCCGGUAUUUCCAAGAACGGUCAGACUCGCGAGCACGCUCUGCUUGCUUUCACCCUGGGUGUCAAGCAGCUGAUUGUUGGUGUCAACAAGAUGGAUUCAUCUGAGCCACCAUACAGCGAGGCUCGUUAUGAGGAAAUCAAGAAGGAAGUGUCUUCGUACAUCAAGAAGAUCGGCUACAACCCGGCGGCUGUUGCCUUUGUGCCCAUCUCCGGAUGGCACGGCGACAACAUGUUGGAACCAUCGACCAACAUGCCCUGGUUCAAGGGAUGGAAGGUGGAGCGCAAGGAGGGUAAUGCUGAAGGCAAGACCCUCAUCGAUGCCCUCGAUGCUAUCCUGCCCCCCUCCCGCCCAACCGAGAAGCCCCUGCGUCUGCCCCUGCAGGAUGUCUACAAAAUUGGCGGUAUCGGAACAGUACCCGUCGGUCGUGUGGAGACUGGUGUCUUGAAGCCCGGCUGCGUUGUUGUGUUCGCCCCAGCUAACAUCACCACUGAGGUUAAGUCCGUGGAGAUGCACCACGAAGCCCUCACCGAGGCCGUUCCCGGUGACAACGUUGGUUUCAACGUUAAGAACGUCUCCGUUAAGGAGCUGCGUCGUGGCUAUGUUGCCGGUGACUCCAAGGCCAGCCCUCCCAGGGGUGCCGCCGAUUUCACCGCUCAGGUCAUCGUGUUGAACCACCCUGGCCAGAUUGCCAACGGCUACACUCCAGUGUUGGAUUGCCACACCGCUCAUAUUGCUUGCAAGUUCGCUGAGAUCAAGGAGAAGGUCGACCGUCGUUCCGGCAAGACCACUGAGGAGAACCCCAAGUUCAUCAAGUCUGGUGAUGCUGCCAUCGUCAACUUGGUGCCCUCCAAGCCUCUGUGCGUUGAGUCCUUCCAGGAGUUCCCUCCUCUAGGUCGUUUCGCUGUCCGUGACAUGAGACAGACUGUCGCUGUCGGUGUCAUCAAGGCUGUCAACUUCAAGGAUGCUUCCGGUGGCAAGGUCACCAAGGCCGCCGAGAAGGCCACCAAGGGCAAGAAGUAGCUGGUUUCUAUCAAUAAUAACAACAUUAUGAUGAAGCAGCAGCCAGAACUCAACAGCAGCAACAACAAUAGCAACAACAGCAGCAGUAACAACAACAACAAUGAUAAGCACAACAGUAGUCGAACACAAACACCUGUCCUGGGCAAGAUGAAUGAUAAGAUGAUGUUCCAGCAAAAGCAAAAAUUUAAUUUUUUCCAUCGUAAAGAAUUUCGUCGGAUACGAAUGUUAAACGCCAUCGCCGCCUAGACGAUUGAGUGGGAAAAUGGAGCACACACACCCAAUUGCAGAUUUGAAGAAACAAAAUUAAAUUUUUACCCUCAAUCUUAAGUUUACCUACCACAUAAAUAUAUAUAUGAUAUUAUAGUAAAUUGAUUUUAUAAUGAUAUCAUAUUUUUUCAUAGUUCGUAUAUAAUUUGUGUAGCAGCAGUAGCGCAGGCGUAUAGCAUUUAUAUAUCGUGUAUUCGUUAAAAUUAAAAUUUUGAUUUUUUAUAU